UUCCCCUCCCCUUUAAGGCAGUUGAAAGGUUCUUGUAUAUUUCGCAAACACUGUUUCUAAUCUCUUCUACCAGUGAGUCAGAUGAAGAUCAAGAUGCACCGAUGAAAAUUACGGUGUUAUUUCAGACAGAGCACAGACGGAUAUUCAUGUUCGCUGGAUCAACACAAGUGUUCCUUCGUUAGUGCCUGAAGACGAGAGGGGAAUCUAGCCAUGGACCUGGAUGUAGUGAACAUGUUUGUCCUAGCUGGAAGUACUCUAGCCAUCCCCAUCCUGGCAUUUGUGGCUUCCUUCAUGCUCUGGCCAGCUGCCCUCAUCAAAGUUUACUACUGGUACUGGCGGAGGCGGCUCGGCCUCAAGGUGGAUUAUGUCGACUGCGGAGGAUACCGGUUCUGUUACUCCCACAGAGGCAAGCCGGGGGGCGGCCGGCCCUCUAUACUGAUGCUACACGGCUUCUCAGCCCACAAGGACAUGUGGCUGUCUGUAGUCAAGUUUCUCCCGAAGAACGUGCACGUGGUAUGUGUUGACAUGCCAGGGCAUGAGGGGACCACACGAACCAGCGCGGUAGACUACUCCAUCGAAGGCCAGGUCCAAAGGAUCCGCCAGUUUGUAGCGAGCUUCCGUCUGAACAAGAGGCCUUUCCACCUGGUGGGUACGUCCAUGGGUGGAAACGUAGCUGGAGUGUAUGCUGCCCGCUUCCCCACGGACCUCUGCAGUGUCACUCUCAUCUGCCCGGCGGGUCUUGAGUACCCUAACGAGAGUAGGUUUGUGGCACGUCUCCGUGAGCUGGAGAAGAACCAGAACAGCCAGGACAUCCCCCUCAUCCCCUCCACCCCGGAGGAGAUGGAGGAGAUGCUGAGGCUCUGCUCCUUCGUCCGCUUCAAGAUCCCCCAGCAGAUCCUCCAGGGAUUGGUGGAUGUGCGGAUCCCCCACAAUGACUUCUACCGAGAGGUUUUCAUGGAGAUCGUAGGAGAGGAGUCUCGACAUUCUCUACAAGAGAACCUGCGCCUGAUCACGGUGCCUGUGCAGGUUAUUUGGGGGAAACACGAUCAGGUAGUAGAUGUAUCAGGGGCCACAGUGCUGAAAGAAGCCAUUCCAGGUUGCCAGGUGGACCUCCUGGACAACUGUGGUCACUCUGUUGUGAUGGAGCGACCUCGCAAAACGGCUCAGCUUAUCAUGGACUACCUGAACUCUCAGCACAACACACGCAGAAGCAAGAAGCUCUCUUGAGGCAUUCCCUUGUACCACUGUACAAAUACUGUUAUCUAUUUUGUAAAUAAUUUAGGUUGAAUAUUUUUGUAAUCCAGUCCAGACUCAGGGACUAAACCUGCAUCACCCGGCCCACCGUACUGUCUACUUACCUCAUUUUUCUGUUUUCUAAGUUAAAGGUUGUGGCAGGCAAAGGAUUUAUAUGGAUACAAAUCCAUAUGGAUACUGAUCAGAGUUUUGUAUUCCAUUCCUGUUACACUACGAGGUGUAACAAUGUGAAACUUGAUUUAUUUUACUCUUUAUUUUACUGACAACCCAGUUUACAAAUGUCUUCUCAGAAGAAUUAUAGAAGAAAACAGUUUAUAAAGUACUUAUAUUUACCCCGUGGUGUCAUGUAGAAGAAAACCCUAACAUAAAGCACUAGCACAUAGAACUACCUUAGUACAUUUCUAUUGUGCCCUAAGCAGUGGCAACCAAAGCACAAAACAUUAUCAAUGGCAGUAUAUUCCAAGUUCUUCUUGUUUAAUUAUUUAUGUCACUUCACAAGAAUACUGAUACUUAAUUGUCAAAUACAUCAUUUUUAGAAUUAUA
Molecule: messenger RNA, 1797 nt
Organism: Osmerus eperlanus (European smelt)
Lineage: Eukaryota; Metazoa; Chordata; Actinopteri; Osmeriformes; Osmeridae
Gene: abhd6a
Product: abhydrolase domain containing 6, acylglycerol lipase a
Exons: 9
Coding region: 211-1227 (338 amino acids)
Biological process (GO): acylglycerol catabolic process
Cellular component (GO): mitochondrion
Molecular function (GO): monoacylglycerol lipase activity
Source: RefSeq, a predicted model, not a curated record